Messenger RNA from Medioppia subpectinata, 2971 nucleotides. The record is from the annotation of a GenBank genome assembly. NCBI's taxonomy places the organism in Eukaryota, Metazoa, Arthropoda, Arachnida, Sarcoptiformes, Oppiidae.
AUGAUUCGCGACUAUAACCAUAGUCAAGUGUGGGUGUCGUGUCGUUUAGGACUGUCUUUCUAUAUCUUUGCCAAUACAGAAGCGGAGCUCUUAUUAACCAUUGAAGUUGUUUCCACUAAGACAUCAUCUGCUGGAUCAGCGCUGAGGCAUCUGUUUAAUAGUUGUCCUGCUGUAGGAAUGGUAGAACUCGACUCUACCGAUACAACCACUGCAUUGUUAUCCUCACCAAUAGUGAAACCUAUGAAGGAGUCGAAAGUGGCUAACCUUCGCCACAAUCGGUGCGAAUUCAGGUGUAAACCGCUGUCAGUCAGUAAGGAUUGGUUGGGAAUCAGUUAUAACGUGAUUGUUAGCUAUACACAAGUAGUGGUAAUUCCGACAAACUGUGGAACAGAUGACGUUCCACAACAAGAAGUGGAAGCAAUCUGUAACCCAUUCUUAUCGAAACACUUAUCACAACAGCAAAGAGUAAUGGCUUUGCAUCAGAAUAACGAUAAUAUUCCCAAACAUAUUGACACCAAUUCUCAACAGAAUUCACGAAACAACAUAACUAACGAUCGCUUUUGGUUCGACCAAAACACCGAUAAUACCAGAAAUCAAAGUAAACAAACAGUGAAUAUAUCUGCCCUCAAACACGAUCACCCAUUGAUCGCAUCCGCAGUCGACAACAUCGGCCCGAAGAGCAGUAACGCUCUCUGCGGUAAUGAAAGUAUUUUAGUGGCUUCUCUGCCGCCAACAGAACCACAAAUACUCUCACAGACCGGUCAAUGGUUUGAUGAAAACGAUUACAUUUGCGACCGAAAAGCAAUUUGUUUGCCGUUUGGAUACUGUAUUGACGACGAGAAGGCCUCUCAAUAUCACUCACAUAUAUCUCUCAAUAUGAGUGAUAACGACGCGGACUGGAUGUGCGACAACACCAACAUGUCGUACAAUGGAGUGACCGGUUAUCCCUAUUGUAUAGACAACUCGUUUAAUAUGGAGAACGUGUUUCAAGUGGACAAAGCGGACAUUAAGACCGGCCCGACAUUGGCUCAGCUCAACGCCAGUGAUGUUUGGGACGCUUUAGAUUUGGAUGAUUUGCUCGCAAGCGCUCAAAUGGACGUCAAACACAUGUCCAAUAGAUCCCGAUUUGCAUCCAAUAGUGGCUAUCGAUUGAAUAACAAUUCUGCCAUUACUUCAAUGGAUUACGAAUACGACUCUAAACUUCAGGAAAACAUCGAUUAUUUAACUUCUUUACUGAACAGUUCUAAAAGUGGUGCAACUCUUCCACAACAACCCGUGUCCUCAGAUGUCAAACCUCUUCCGACUUCUAGUCUCAACACUAUUGUUAUAACAACGCAAACAGUGCCGCAAGAAAUGGUCCAUAACUCACAACUUGUAACCCAAAAGAGUGUACAGAAAGAAACGGCCGCUAAGAACAGCGGAACUCUCAACCAAAUGCCCACCACAACAGUGUUGAGCACUUUAUUGGGCGCCCAACCCAUCAAACAAAAGUUGUUAUCUAAUGAUAAGUCACAGCCAAUGCCUCAGACCUCCUCCUCAUCCGCACUGAUCUCUCAAAGCAAAACGGUUUCCAAUUCUAGCGAAGAAAAUAAAGUGUUGUCUCGCGUCAGAAAUAAUUCGAUGAGUACUGAAUACAGCGUCUCAUCCCAUGACGAGGGGUUCGCCUCUCAGCCCGAAGACACCGAUAAUGAAGACGACGACAUGGACUCAGACGACGAGUCCUUUUAUGGCGAUUACGACGCGUCCGAUCUGUUGGGCGCUUCCACUUCAGACGACGCCAACAACAAGUGGUCGUUAAAUAUGGGCCGAUCGCGCAAAGGAGGAGAGCGACGAUACUUCUGGCAAUACAACGUCCAAAGCAAAGGCCCGAAAGGCACUCGUAUUGCGGCCGUUGAAGAGAACAGUGAUCCCCAUGUCUUCAAAGAGAUCAGUGAUCCCGUCUUCAGUCCCGACUGUCAGAUAGAAGGCGUCAAACACUCGGGAAAGGCUCGACGCGGAGACGGCAAUGAUUUGACACCCAAUCCCAAAAAGCUGUUAAUGAUUGGCUUAGAGUUGAAGAAAUUGAGUAAAAUUAUCAAUGAGUUGACACCUGUGGCCGAAGUGCCCGUCAGUUCUCGAGGUAAGUCUCGGAAAGAGAAGAAUAAGUUGGCGUCGAGAGCGUGUCGGCUCAAGAAGAAGGCACAACACGAGGCUAACAAAAUCAAACUCUACGGCCUUCAGAUGGAGCACAAGAAGAUUAUGGUUCUCUUGUCUGAAGUGAAGAAAUACGUUCGUCUCUACGGCCAAAACACGAACCCAAACGAAGUGUUUACCACUCAAGCGGUGGAGAGGCUUAUCAAACAGAAGGGACCGUUGGUUCCCGUGGCCGGAAAGACCAGCGAUUUUGUCAAUCAUAUUCUGGAUAACGUGGCCGCCGGUGUCUCCAACGGCGGUUUGGAUAAAAUAUAAUUAAGUUAUCAUUUUUGAGAUUCUUGAACACAAUUAUUGCAAUUUUAGUUUAUCAUAAUUUCGAUGAAUUUCUUUUUUCCGUUAAUCUAUUUUAAACAAUGUAUUCAUUAAUUAUUAUUACUUUGAAAAGAAACGAGAGAUCCAUUCAUUCAAUUGCUAUACAGAUUUGAAACUGAUUUAUAAUUACUGUUACCACUAAUGAGACAUUUCUGAAACCAUAGAUAUUUGUUAAGACAUAAAACAGUGUGAAAUUGAGGCAAAUGUGCAAAUUGUCCGCAACUGACUGUGAUAUGAUAGCUAUGAGUGCGAGAUUGUGAUGAUGUUUACCGUUAUUUUAUGACACAUUCGACUCAAACACUAAAAACAACUUCUAUUGAAAAGACAUUUAACUUUUUUCUAAAGAUAUUUCAAUCCUUUCACAUAUGAGUACAAAUACAUUCAUAUAAACCACUGUUUUAAUGAGUUUUAAGUUUCCGGACAAAUGACCACUUUUUCUGCUCGCAUCCAAAGUUUAAUACAAUAG